Molecule: messenger RNA, 739 nt
Organism: Rubroshorea leprosula
Lineage: Eukaryota; Viridiplantae; Streptophyta; Magnoliopsida; Malvales; Dipterocarpaceae
Source: the annotation of a GenBank genome assembly
GUUUCUCCGGUGGUCCCAAGCCCGGGAAAAUCAACUGCAAAGCUUUAAUACCCACUUUAUCUCUACCCUGUAUAGAGAAACCUGCAGAAGAUAAGCUACAAAAUUCAACAGCUAAAAAAAGCAAUGGCCGAGCCUAGGGUUUUGUGGAAUUUGUGUAUAAAUACGGUGAAAACCAGAGAUGGGUUCGGGUUGAGGAGUCGACGGCAACAACUUACAGUGACUUGGUAUUCUAGGCAGUGAAAAGGUCAAGAUCAUGGCGCGCAGCCUUCAGGAUUCUGUUCAUCUCGCCGCCAAGGGCGGUGGCCUUUUGAUGCUCUGCCUGCUUCUCCUUUUUGCCUUAACAAUUGUAUCAGUUAUCCUCUUCAUGUGCGCAGAUGGAGGAACUGAAGAGAGAAAGAAGAAGAAAAAGAAUAAAGAGAAAAGGGGGAGCACAUACGGUUGUGGCUCUGCCAGGGGAGUUGCUGUUGUCGGUGGCAUUGGGAAUGGCGGUGGCGCUGUCUGUGGAGGUGGCGGUGGAUGCUGUGGUGGUGGCGGCGGCGGCGGCUGUGGUGGUGGAUGUGGUGGCGGCGGUGGCUGUUCAUGAAUGUUAAGGGACCUGGUCCAAUAUGCGAAAGGUGAUUUUGAAGCUGAAAAAUAAACUUGAUCAAUGGUCGAGGCUGGGUCCAUGAUGUCCAGCCCAAGUCCAAUUAUUGUAAAAGGUGAUCUAUGUUUUUUAUGGAAAUAUAUUUUUAUUAAUUGU